Messenger RNA from Aaosphaeria arxii CBS 175.79, 1542 nucleotides. RefSeq names its product flavin-containing amine oxidoreductase. The transcript has 3 exons. Lineage: Eukaryota; Fungi; Ascomycota; Dothideomycetes; Pleosporales. Gene Ontology annotation, molecular function: oxidoreductase activity. The record is from RefSeq and is a predicted model, not a curated record. The coding region runs from base 1 to 1542 and encodes 513 amino acids.
AUGUCGGGACCACUCGAUGCGAGGAGCCAAAAGCCAUGUGUCGCCAUUGUGGGCGCUGGUUUUGCAGGCUUAAGAGCUGCCGAAGUGCUAUUGAAACAUGGGUGUACAGUCGCGAUUUUCGAGGCAAGGAAUCGAGUGGGUGGAAGGUUAUGUCAAGCUCGAGUCGGUCCUCAUCUUGUGGAUAUGGGUCCUAAUUGGGUUCAUGGCACGCAGGACAAUCCCGUUUUUGAACUCCUGAAAAGCACAGGGACGCUGACGCACAACUUGCCUGAUGAUGAGAUCACGUUUGCACCGAAUGGUACCCUCUUGUGCGAAGACGAGGCAGAAUAUCUCAACGACUCCAGUGCAGAGAUCGACGCAAAUUUGAGUUUGCUGGACUACAUAAAACAGAAUGUGGAGGAGAAAGUUAAAGAUUACCUCGAUGACAAGAUCAAAGGACAGGACGACGAGGCCAAUGUUGAAAGACUCAAAGAUCUCGUGGUCAAGCUCGCGGAGUUGUGGGGAGGAUACACUGGAGCUACCCCGUGCCAGCAGUCUUUGAGAUUUCUAUGGCUGGAGGAAUGUCUUGAAGAGGAGACUCUGUUCUGCGCAGGUACUCAUGCGAAAGUACUUGACAUUGUGUCAAAAGCUGCGCUGGAUGGUGCCGAUGUCAAAUUCGGACACAUCGUGAAUAGGAUAUGUUCGAGGUCACAGAAAGGGGGAAAGGUCACUGUGGAAACACGUGAUGGUGGCAAAGAGGACUUUGACGAGGUGGUCGUAACAUGCCCACUAGGCUGGCUCAAAAAAAACACUAACAUGUUCCAACCUGAGCUUCCACCGCGCAUCAGUCAAGCUGUGGCAAAUCUGGGAUAUGGUAAACUCGAUAAAGUAUAUAUCACAUUUCAGCAGGCUUGGUGGGAGAAGAUGAAAGAGCCGUCCGCCACAGCCGGGCCAACCGCUGGUUCGGAUUCACGUCUGUCUCAAAAGGUCGAAAAGGGCCACUAUCCUACCUACACAACAUUUAUUACUCCCAAUUAUGCUCAGGAGACGAAUCCCGAAAACCUGUACCAGGAUUGCAUCAAUCUAGCCGCUCUACCGAAGGGGACAGAACAUCCAACCCUGCUCUUCUAUACCUCAGGAUCGACCUCAGAUUACGUAGCUGAGAUAAUGAGCAGGUCCCGAUCAUCCUCUACUUCAGAUACUUCUAGUUCCCCUCUUGCGGCCGAUCUCUGGCAGAUCUUCGAGCCAUAUGUGUCCCGUCUACCUAACUACAAGGCUGGCCAAGGAGAUUGUAUACCUGUGGACAUUCUCGCAACUGGGUGGACGAGUGACGAAUUUGCGGGCUUUGGGUCGUAUACCGGCUUUCCAGUUGGUUCCACGGACUGUGAUAAGGAUAUCGAGGCUCUUAGAGAUGGAGUGGGGCUAGUUGAACGAGGCGUUUGGCUUGCUGGUGAGCACACUGCGCCAUUUGAAUUUUCUGCAACAAUUACAGGUGCUUAUAUAUCUGGCGAGAAGGUUGCUGAAAGAAUUCUUGAUGCUUGGAGCUUAAAGGACAAGCAGUAG